AGAUGCUCAUAAUCUGUAGAAACAAAGUAAUUUUAAGUUUUUAAUUGUAUAAAGAAGUCAAUAAACCACUUAAGAAACCUCAAAUCGAUUGAAAUACCACAAUAAUUGAAUUCAACCUCUGGAAAGAGCUGGUUUUGUAUUUCUCGGCCCCACCAUAGAAACCCCACCAUCGACCCUGUUUCCGUGACUCAAAUAAUCUCCAGCUGUAUAAACCCCAGAUUCUGCCGCCAGUUGCCUUUCAGCCAGCAAAAACAGAAAAAAACAAAAAGGUCCACCACUUCAACCAUAACACACACAAUGGCAACGACCCGUUCGAGAGAAGACGUCCACUACUUUGGCGCUGGCCCUGCGCCGCUGCCCAGCGUCGUCCUCACCGAAGCCGCCGAAGCUCUAGUCAACUACAAGGGCAAAGGACUGGGUCUGGCCGAGAUUUCCCACCGCUCUGGUGACGCCAACGAUGUGCUCCGCGAGACAAAGGAGAACCUGACCACCUUGCUGAAUAUCCCAGAUAACUAUGAGAUCCUGUUCAUGCAGAGCGGCGGCACAGGCGAGUUCAGCGCUGUCGUACAAAAUCUCGUCAGCGCGUGGGUCGAGAAGAGACGCAAGGCCACGGACGAGCAGAUCCGAAAGGAACACCCGGGGCUGUCGGACAAAGAGGUGGAGUCCAAAGUCAUCGCAUCCCUCAAAGAGCAAAAAGAAAAGGAGCUUAAGCUCGACUACCUCGUUACGGGCUCCUGGUCGCUCAAAGCCUCACAAGAAGCUGCGCGGCUCAUAGGCGACAAGUACGUCAACGUCGCGCUGGACGCGAGAGCUCACAACGACAAGAAAUUCGGCAAGAUUCCCGCGGAAGAUACUUGGAAAUUGACACCCACCGGCAAGGGCAAGCCCGGCCCGGCAUUUGUCUACUUUUGCGACAACGAGACUGUGGAUGGAGUCGAGUUCCCGAGCUUCCCCAAGAGCUUGGAAUCGCAGACCGGCGACGAGGCAGACGGCCCCGUUGUUGUUGCCGACAUGAGCUCCAACUUUUUGAGCCGGAGAGUAGACGUUGCGAAAUACGGUGUCAUCUUUGCCGGCGCACAAAAGAACGUCGGCGUGGCAGGCAUCACCAUCGCCAUUGUCCGCAAAUCUCUCCUCGCCCCCGCCGUCGCCUCUCCGCCGCCUCACAUUCUACGUGAAUUGGGCCUCGCUCCUGUGCCCAUUGUCCUCGACUACUCCACUGCCGCCAAGAACAACUCGCUGUACAACACGCUGCCGAUUUUCAACCUGUGGAUCGCCGGACGGGUCAUGAAGAAGCUGGUCGACGACUACAAGGGUAAGGGUCUCGCCGGCCAAGAGGAAAUCUCGCACCGCAAGGCCGAAGCCAUCUAUGGCGCCCUGGACAAGUAUCCCAACGUCUACCGCGUGGUGCCGGACAAGUCUGUCCGCAGCCGCAUGAACAUUUGCUUCCGCGUCAACGGCGGAGAUGCGGAGCGCGAAAAGGAGUUUCUUGCCGGCGCCGAGGCGAGGUUAUUACAGGGUCUCAAGGGCCAUCGAAGCGUCGGUGGCAUGAGAGCCAGUAGCUACAACGCCGUAUCCGAAGACGCCGUGCACAAACUCGUCGCCUACCUCGAGCACUUUGCCCAGGCCGGCCAGGCAUAAUAUAUCACGAGAGUCCAACAAAUAUAUCACGACAGUCCAAGUCAGCAGAAGAAUCAGGCACUGGGUGUCGGAACCGUUGUUUUUCUGUUAUGACGUGUAGAUGUCGAUUAUGUCGAUUAUUACUCCUACGGAACAGAAACGGAAAUGGAAACGAAAACUUGCCCCUCCCCAAGAAAAGAAAAACACAAAAGGAAAAGAAAAAGAAAGAGAAAAAGGGAAAGAAAAAAGGAUAAAGGGCGGGAAAAGUCUAGGUUUAAAUCGCUUCAACAACAUAUUUCGGAGGAGAGAUGCACAGGCUAGGAAAAGGCGUUAUAACUAGUACUCUGGGACCCCGAGAAGGACAGAAGGGUAGAAAGGUAGAGCGGCAUAAGGUGAUGUGCAGGACCUACAGUCAGACUUUGUCAGAAAUAAGUUACUGAGUAAACGUUUCUAAUGAAAAAUGAAAAUGACGAAUC
Messenger RNA from Xylona heveae TC161, 2093 nucleotides. RefSeq names its product aminotransferase, class V family protein. The transcript is spliced from 3 exons. The record is from RefSeq and is a predicted model, not a curated record. NCBI's taxonomy places the organism in Eukaryota, Fungi, Ascomycota, Xylonomycetes, Xylonales, Xylonaceae. Gene Ontology annotation, cellular component: cytoplasm. Gene Ontology annotation, molecular function: pyridoxal phosphate binding; O-phospho-L-serine:2-oxoglutarate transaminase activity. Gene Ontology annotation, biological process: L-serine biosynthetic process. Bases 298 to 1638 code for a protein of 446 amino acids.